UUUUCAUCUCUUCUCUGAUACUUGGUUUAUUAUUUUGCAAUAUUAUUUACAAUAUUAUUUAUAAUAUUAUUUAUAAUAUUGUUUACUCUAUUCUCUAUAAUAUACCCUUACACAUCUUCCACUUUCCAUCUCUUGUCUCUUUUACCUCCCCAUCCAUUCAAUCGCUUAAUCAUACAAUACUCAAUAUCUUCAAAUGUGUGGAAUUUUCGGUUACUGCAACUAUCUAGUCGAAAAAUCAAGAGGCGAAAUUCUUGAAACCCUCGUCCAAGGUCUAGAAAGAUUGGAAUAUAGAGGUUACGAUUCUGCAGGUCUCGCUGUGGAUGGUGACAACAACGACCAAUUGGUCUUCAAGGAAAUUGGCAAAGUCGUCGCCUUGAGAAACAAAAUUGACUCUGCUGACAUCAACAGAUCAAAGAUCUUUUCCAACCACGUCGGUAUUGCUCACACAAGAUGGGCCACCCAUGGUGAACCAAAACCUGUCAACUGUCAUCCCCAAAGCUCAGACCUCAAUAACGAGUUUCUUGUCGUCCACAAUGGUAUCAUAACAAACUAUAAAGAUAUCAAAAUCCUUUUGCAAGGCAAAGGCUUUGUCUUUGACAGUGAAACUGACACCGAGUGCAUUGCAAAACUAUUUAAACACAUCUACGACACAAAUCUUGCCUCCGGUAUUGAAUUGGAUUUUCACCACCUCUUCAAACAAGUCCUAUUCGAACUAGAAGGCUCGUAUGGUCUAUUAGUAAAAUCUUCUCACUACCCAGAUGAAGUCAUAGCCACUAGAAAGGGUUCUCCUCUUUUAAUCGGUGUUAAAACUGAAAGAAAAUUAAAAGUCGAUUUUGUCGAUGUAGAGUUCCCCCAAGAUGCAAAUUCAAGCACUCCUAACCCUCCUAACCCUCCACAAAGAAGAGCCCUCAACUCUCAAAAGAACUCCUCUUUAAACCUCCUCCCUGUCGUUCCUGAAAACUUGCGUCGCCAAAUCUCAAGAUCUUUUGUCAACGAUGAAGGCGAACCUCUUCCAGUCGAAUUUUUCUUAUCUUCUGAUCCUUCUUCCGUUGUCCAACACACAAAAAAAGUCUUAUUUUUAGAAGAUGACGACAUUGCCCACAUCUACGAUGGUGAACUACACAUUCACAGAGCUUCAAGGGAAAUUGGCGCCUCCGCCACCAGAUCAAUCCAAACUCUAGAAAUCGAAUUGGCUGAAAUCAUGAAAGGUCCCUACAAACACUUUAUGGCAAAGGAAAUCUUUGAACAACCGGAAUCCGCCUUCAACACAAUGAGAGGUAGAAUUGAUUUCAUUAACCACACCGUCAAAUUAGGUGGUGUCAAAUCAUGGAUCUCAACUAUCAGACGUUGCAGACGUAUCAUAAUGAUUGCCUGUGGUACUUCCUACCACUCCUGUCUAGCCACAAGAUCCACCUUUGAAGAACUAACUGAAAUCCCCGUCACCGUCGAAUUGGCCUCCGAUUUUGUCGACAGAAGAUCCCCUGUCUUUAGAGACGACACUUGCAUCUUUGUCUCCCAAUCUGGUGAAACUGCUGACACCAUGACUGCCUUGAAAUACUGCAUCGAAAAGGGUGCCUUAACUGUUGGUGUCGUCAACUCUGUCGGUUCCUCUAUCUCAAGACAAACUCACUGUGGUGUCCACAUCAAUGCUGGUCCCGAAAUCGGCGUUGCCUCAACAAAGGCCUACACCUCUCAAUACAUUGCUUUAGUCAUGAUUGCCUUAUCUCUUUCCGAUGACAGAAUAUCCGCCGUAAAUCGUCACAAAGAAAUUAUUGACGGUUUAAAAGAUAUUCCACAACAAAUUAAAAAAGUCUUGCAAUUGGAACAAAAAAUCAAAAAACUAUGCGAAACCGUUUUACAUGACCAAAGAUCUCUAUUACUACUAGGCAGAGGUGCCCAAUUUGCCUCCGCCUUAGAAGGUGCUUUGAAAAUUAAAGAAAUUUCUUACAUGCACUCUGAAGGUGUCUUGGCUGGUGAACUCAAACAUGGUGUUCUUGCUCUAGUAGACGAUAAACUUCCAAUCAUUAUCUUUGCUACAAGAGACUCCUUAUUCACUGAAGUUCAAAACGCUAUUGCUCAAGUCACUGCAAGAUCUGGUAAACCAAUUAUCAUUUGCAAUGAAGGCGACGAUCUUGUCAAAGAUGGUAACACUUCUGCUACUUUGGAAGUCCCAUUAACUGUUGAUUGUCUACAGGGCUUGCUCAACAUUAUACCUUUGCAAUUAACAAGUUAUUGGUUGGCUGUUGGAAAGGGUAUUGAUGUUGAUUUUCCUCGUAACUUGGCCAAAUCGGUUACUGUUGCCUAGGUUUUUCAAGCUUUUUUUUCUUGGUUUUUCAAUGCUUAUAUCAUGAAACCUUCCAUUUUAUUUUUUUCAUUUGUUUUGAUUAGAAUGAUUUGUUUGAUAUAAGCAUAAUAUCAAUGCUGGUUUAUUUUAUAUUUGGGCUUUAAAUAUUCUUCCUUUCAUUUUUUUUUUUUUUUUUUUUUAAAAC
Messenger RNA from Ascoidea rubescens DSM 1968, 2489 nucleotides. RefSeq names its product glutamine--fructose-6-phosphate transaminase (isomerizing) GFA1 (gene GFA1). The coding region runs from base 194 to 2305 and encodes 703 amino acids. Lineage: Eukaryota; Fungi; Ascomycota; Saccharomycetes; Ascoideales; Ascoideaceae. The transcript has a single exon. Gene Ontology annotation, molecular function: L-glutamine:D-fructose-6-phosphate transaminase (isomerizing) activity; carbohydrate derivative binding. The record is from RefSeq and is a predicted model, not a curated record. Gene Ontology annotation, biological process: protein N-linked glycosylation; UDP-N-acetylglucosamine metabolic process; fructose 6-phosphate metabolic process.